Molecule: messenger RNA, 3165 nt
Organism: Amblyraja radiata (thorny skate)
Lineage: Eukaryota; Metazoa; Chordata; Chondrichthyes; Rajiformes; Rajidae
Gene: tctn1
Product: tectonic family member 1
Exons: 15
Coding region: 468-2279 (603 amino acids)
Biological process (GO): protein localization to ciliary transition zone; cilium assembly
Cellular component (GO): MKS complex
Source: RefSeq, a predicted model, not a curated record
GAAGUCUGAAGAAGGGUCGCAACGGGAAAUGUCACAAAUACAUGCCCUCUAGCACUGUUACUCCAACCGUGUUUUGCCGCUGUAUCCUUUGACAGUCUUCUUCCCAAUUUGCAACUACGUCAAUGUUGUGUUGUCUGCAAACUCAUUUUCGUAUACAUACGAUAUCCCAACACUGAUCCCACGUGUUGAAUGCAGUCGUAAACUAAAUUAUUUCAACUUCUUACCCAUUUAGAGGUCUUCCCAGUUUUUGUAAAUGUCAAUAAACAGAUAUUUACAAGCAGUCGCAAAGACUUGAUAUUAAUUAGCUGUCACAAGACCUGUCAGGGCGGUCCGUUUCCGUUGCUUGAGGCCUAACAAGGGCUCGCAGACUGCUCCAUCUUGCGGAACAGCCUCACCAACGAGAUCGGCACAACGCUGAGAACCAAAGGAAACGGAUGUUGGCGGUUGUUUAAUGGUUGUCCACGGCGAUGGGUGGGUCGCCGACUGUAGUGAAACGGUCGCCGGUGGCGAUGGGAUGGUUGGUCUCCCUGUGGAUGUUUUGGGGGCUUUUCCUGAUCGAUGCAGCGUUUAAAAUGCAACCGAAAAUAAAUGCGGAUCGAACAAGCACUCCGAGCCUCUUUGAUCCCAUCUCUGGCGACACCGCGCUCUCUCAGUUGCAAAAUUCCACAAAUAUAACACAUGUUUUGACCAAAGACACUAAAACAACUGCCCAAGAGACACAGAGGAUGAUUCUGCUCCGGGCAAACUCCCUGCCAGAUCUUAAACUAAACGUUCACACUUUGUGUGUCUGCAAUUUACUGGUUGAACAAUGUGAUAUAAAUUGUUGCUGUGAUCCAGACUGUACAGCUUCUGAUGUAUCUACCUUUACAACAUGCGAUGUUCAUAUUGUCACAGGAGACAGAGAACUUUGCAAGCAUGAGGCAGCAAUAUACUUAACAGUUAUAAGCAAAGUUGUGACCUUGACCAACCCCAGCAUCUUUUGUAUUGAGACAAACAACUACAAGAAAGGAUCAUCUUUUUUUACCCCUGAAUUGCCAAGUACUGAUAAUUUUGAUCGUUUGGUGAAACAGUUUGGUGGUUUUUCCUUUGGUACUAAUGAAGCACCUCCAAGUACAUCUAGUUCAACUUCACAUGGCUAUCAGUAUGGUAUGCCUAUUAAAGUUAAUGGUGGUUAUCUAAAGCUUCCUGCUCCUCUGGCAACAUCUGCAUGCACUGACAACAACCCUGCAGCUUUUUUGAUAGAUCAAACAACACAUUGCAGUAGAAGGAUUCACAAACCAACAAAUUGCACAAGUCUUCCAGCAUUAAACAUAAAAAACUACCUCAAUUUUAAGAUUUUACCAAGUCCGAAUGCAGACUGGAAUAGUGGAAUCCCAGUCCUUCUUACCUCUAUUAUUUUAAGAUCUCAGAAAAGAACAUUAAUACGCCUGAAAGACUUUGAUGUUAAUAAUUGGACUCCUAACCAAGUUGUUAAUGUUUGCAGAAAUAUUGUGCUAGAGGUAAAAUAUGUAAUUGAGUAUAACAAUAAAGGGAAUAUUAUAAAUGCAACUGCUGCUUUUGUUCUUGGAGCUAUUGACAGCAGCAUGGGACCAGUACAACAGCUCUUCCAGAUUAGUUUCAUUCAGAACAACAGCGUAGGAGUUCCUCUCAGCGGAAAUCCAGGCUAUGUGGUUGGACUCCCUCUUGUGGCUGGAUUUGGACCAAAUGCCACUAUUGGUAUAAUUCAGACCAAAGACAGAUUUGGUCAGCUGACAGUCAUGAAAAGUUCAAGCCACCAGGAUUGUCUUCAAAUGGAAGGGCUUCGGACACCAGUAUUGUUUGGAUACAAUUUAAUCUCUGGCUGCCUCAUGAGCAUAACCAACAUUACAAAUUGCCGUCAGUGGUCGCGAAUCAUCAAAAAUAUGUUAAUAGGACCAAACUUCCCUCAAAGUGUGGCAUCAUUUGGAAACACUCCUGUGCAGAAUGCCAAAGACUGGGUGACCAUCAAGCAUGCUACUUCAAUAAUUCAGAGAUGUGGUUGUGAACUUGUCGAAUCUUUGGUGCUGGAGGUGAAGUGGACAAAGUGUGGUUCCUUAAUAAACCCACAAGCUAAAAUUGUAGAAGUCACACUAACAUUUGAAGAAACAUGCAUUUUGAAACCUUCGAAAACUGCAACAACUUUACACAUCUCUACCUCAGUUAAAUUUACAGAUGUGUCUGCAUCUGCCCAACCUGGAUACAAAAGCAAACCAAUGCUUGAUGCUAAAUUACCCUACGAUUUCUUCUUCCCUUUUGUAUGAAAUACUCUCAACUCUUUCUGUGAGGCUGGUUAUAAUAAUCUGUAUCUUGCACUUGUUUGAUCAAUAACUACUUUGUAUAGCAAUUUAGAUGUACUGAUUUAUAAUAAUGUUAAACUAUGAAUUGUAAUUUCUUCAGAUUCUUUUGGCAAUAGUCAUUUGCUUUCCCAAUUGUGUACAUGAAUACCUGCUUAUGCACAAACUUCCGAAUGGACUUACACUUAUGGAUUAUAACAACUGAAUUUAUAAUCCUAGAGGAGACUGAAAUACAUAUGUAAAAUAAAACAAGCAUCAAAUACCUAAAAUGCUGGAACCUUUCAGGUCAGGCUGCAUUCUGUGAAGAGUGUUAACAUGCCUGGUCAAUUACACCAGAUCUGAGGAAAUAGAAAACCUGAUUUAACUUGCAGAGAAGGGAACAGGCGGAGAGUGAAAAAAAGAUUGCCAGUGAUACUCAGCAGAUGAAUCAGCGACUGCGGCCAGGAAAACAAAAUCAAGUUUUCAGCAAUUGCUAAAUUCUGCCUCUCAUAUUUCCAGCAUAUUCUUAUUUUAAAUACUCUACCCUCAUUCAUGUAUGAACUUGUUGGCCCUGAAAAUAUUGUGGCACCUAAGCAACCUGGGCAUUUACUCAUUCACAGACACUCCCUUUACUUUAUCUGCUUGUUCCCUUCUCUACAGCAUAAAACAAACUGGUUUUCUCAUGUUUUUUGGUUCUGAUGAAUGGCAACAAACUUGAUAUGAACUUUUACUUCUCUCACCUGAAUGACUCACUGCUCAUUGCCAACACUAGCAGUUUAUACUUAAUUUAAAUACGAGAGACAACAUUUUUCUACUUGGGCUGGUACCGAUACCUUUUUCUUUUUUUUAAAUAAAAAAGUUUCCACAGAGGGAG